This is a messenger RNA of Musa acuminata subsp. malaccensis (wild Malaysian banana), 2275 nucleotides long. NCBI's taxonomy places the organism in Eukaryota, Viridiplantae, Streptophyta, Magnoliopsida, Zingiberales, Musaceae. The record is from RefSeq and is a predicted model, not a curated record.
CUCGGUCUCUCUCUCUCUCCACUUGCCCUCCAUCGCGUGCAUGCAUAAAGGCCAAGCUACGGUCAGCUCAUUCUCUCGCUUCAGACCUCCAUGGCUGCCCACCUCUUUCCUUUUCAUCCAUGUCUCCUCUGCCUCUUCUUCUUCUUCUUCAUCCUCUUUCUUGGAGCUGAUGCAACUUCAGGCUUCAUCAGCAUCGACUGCGGUGCUUCAGAUUCCUACACGGACGCCGACGGCAUCCACUGGGAGAGCGACAGGGCAUACAUUUCCAAUGGCGAGAGCCGAGCAGUGCAGAGCACCGAAUCCAUGGCCACGCCGCUGACAACGCUCCGUAUGUUCUCGUCGAGGAAGAAGAACUGUUACCCGAUCCUUCUCCCCGAUGCCCGACGCAUCCUCGCCAGAGUCAGCUUUCACUACGGCAACUACGACAAGAAGGCGGCGCCGCCGACGUUCGAGCUCCAGUUCGACGGCAACAGCUGGGCCACGGUCGUCACCCGGAUGGAUGGCGCUGUCUACUUCGAAGCCGUGUACGAUGUGCGCAUGGGCAGGACCAGCAUAUGCGUCGCUCAGACCAUCCCCAAGCAGCUGCCCUUCGUGUCGUCGAUCGAAGUUAGGCAGCUGGAGAACUCCAUGUACGACGGCGAACCCACCUUCGCCUUCUUCCUCCUCAGAAGGUGGUCGUUCGGAGCUACUGACAUCGUCAGGUACCCUGACGACAACUACGAUCGAAUCUGGGUUCCUGCCGCAGAUUCUGCAGGAGUAACCUCACUAUCCAGCGACACAACCAUCAUGGACACCUCAAAUUCGACCGAGCAUCCUCCAAAAGCUGUGUUGCUCAACGCUUUCACGACGACAGAUCCAUCCGCCGACUUGAGUUUGACGUUCGCUGAUCUUGUUCCAGCAGCCACCAUUCCGGUCUACAUCAACCUCUACUUUGCUGAAAUGACUUCGCUGAGUUCUUCUGAUGUGAGAUCGUUCCGGAUUGACAUGGAUGGAAAGACAUCAGAUCCGAUCGUUCCGCCUUACCAAAAGGUGUUGGAGUUUUCGUUCGCCGAUCGUGGCGUCACAGCUAGCAGUCAAAUGGCGUUGCGAGCUACAGCCGACGCCACCCUUCCCCCCAUCAUCAGUGCCAUGGAGAUCUUCACCGGUAGCAGUCUCAGCAACGGAACAGCCGAAUCCGACGCGAAGGCGUUGACAAUUUUACAGCUACAGUUUAAGGCUCUCAGUGACUGGAAUGGCGAUCCUUGCCUCCCGGCAAACUACAGCUGGGAUUGGGUUGGAUGCAGUUCUGAUCCAGUUCCACGAAUCAUUGCACUGUAUCUUGCUGGGUAUGGGCUUGCUGGAGAUCUUCCAGACUUCAGUGACUUGAGCUCUCUGCAGACCAUAGAUAUGCACAACAACAGCAUUACAGGAGAAAUCCUUGACUUCCUGGGCAGGUUGCCCAACCUAAUUCAGCUGAAUCUGGCUGAUAACAAGUUGAGCGGAGCGAUCCCAUCGUCUUUGACCUCAAACAACAGGAUCGAGCUGUUGUAAGUGGUAUAUUGGCACCUUGUUAGAGCCAAUAGUGAGAGGCUGCUGCUCUGUGAAUUUGUCUAUGGAAUUCCAUAUAUCUUUCGGAUUCAUGGUUAGCUGUUGGACAUACAGGACUUCUGGAAAUCCAGACUUGUGCUCUCCCGGCCAGACCUGUGACACAUCCAAAGGUUCAAGCUCUGCUGGUGCCAAAAAAAAGAGUAGCAAAUUAGGGCUCAUACUUGGAGUUGCGGUUCCGGUGUUCUUCGUCGCCCUUGUAGCCACAGCAGUCACGUUCUUCCUUCGGAGCAGGAGAAGAGCUCCACCUGUUGCAGCAGAAAAUCCAGGGCAUGUUAAUUCAUACGGUAAGCCGCGAGAAACAGCUGAAGGUCAGGGACAGGGUGCCAUAAAAGGUAAUGGCCAUGGCAUGUUUGGAGCUCGACAUGGAAGAAUGGUUCAAACACCUGGUGUUCAAUUCAUAGGAGCAGAUAAACCGAGAGUGGCACCUAGAAAUGCACCUGUUGUUGCCCAGUUCCCAGCUGCAGCUGGUGAGUAUCCUGCGGGGAGCGAGGAAGUCGUGGAGGAGCAGCCAAUGAUAGUGGAAGCAGCAUACGAGGAGCAGAGAUGGGGUGAAGAAAUGGUGGAUGUGGAGAUGCACGAUGAAGAACACUAGCAACACCUAGUAAGCAAUGGAAACAGAUGUUCCAAUUUCUUAUAUGUUUUGCAUCAGUGAGAUGGAGAAAUCAAAGAUGAGCAAAAUUCUUUCUAA